UAGUGAAUGGUUCUGCUCGGAUCAACACUCGGGUAUAAUCAGAGAAUUUGGCAGCCAGAGACACCCACUGGUCCCAUCACAACUGAAGAACAGGUUUGACCAGAUGCAGAACUUUCACAUGUGAUAUGCCCCUCACCAAUCAUACACCACCAUUCUUAGGUGCCUGGGGCUCUUUUAAAAAGGAUUGAGGGGGAACUUGUGGAGCAUUGUAGGUGUGUUUGGGUCAGCAGUGGAGCAAAGGAGGUGGAAGGUUGCUGAAGAUGGCCAAAGGGGAGAAUGGUGUGCGAUGUUUCCAAGGCUUGCUAAUCAUGGGCAAUGUCGUUAUGGGGCUCUGUGGCCUUGCCCUGAUGGCAGAGUGCAUAUUCUUUGUGUCAGACCAACACACACUGUAUCCUCUGCUGGAAGCUACUGACAAUGACGACAUCUAUGGUGCUGCCUGGAUUGGGAUCUUCACUGGCUUUUGUUUCUUCUGUAUGUCAGUCCUUGGUAUUGUUGGAGUCUUGCAGUCAAAUAGAACAAUGCUAGUGGUGUAUAUCUGCUUGAUGAUGAUUGUCUUUGCCUUUGAAGUGGCCUCUAGCAUCACAGCAGCUGUGCAUCGAGACUUUCUUACUCCCAAUCUCUUCCUGAAACAAAUGCUGGAAAAAUACCAGAAUCCAGAGCCCAUCAAUAAUGAUGACAAUUGGAAGAGUGCAGGUAUCACUAGGACAUGGAACCGUCUCAUGUUGCAGAAUAAAUGCUGCGGUGUGAAUGGGCCAGCAGACUGGCAGGAGUAUACCUCUGUCUUCAGGACUGUGAACAAAGAUGCAGACUUCCCCUGGCCUCGACAGUGCUGUGUCAUGGAUACGCUAGGAAAAUCGAUCAACUUGGAUGGCUGCAAAUUAGGGGUGUCUGGGUAUUAUCACAACACGGGCUGCUACGAAACCAUCACUGGCCCAAUGAAUAGACAUGCGUGGGGUGUUGCCUGGUUUGGCUUUGCUAUUCUCUGCUGGACUACUUGGGUUCUCCUUUGUACCAUGUUUUACUGGAGCAGAAUUGAAUAUUAAAAGAACCAGUAUCUACCAGUCUGUCCUCCUUGGAAUCUACAAAUUAUUUUUUUGUACAAAAAAAUGUGAUGUCUUAUGUCUCUAUCUAUUUCUUCUGUGGUAAUUCUGAAGAUCUCUCCUUAAUCCUGUCUUCUCUCCUCAGUGGUGAUCUCUUUCCAACUCCUCUCAUUUCAGUAUAGUAGACUAUACUGCCGUGGGGAGAGGGGCUAGAAAGGGGUAGCUUCCUUAAUCUCUUGUGCUCUGAAAAGUUGUAUGUAUUAAGGACCAUUAGAUGGGUGUGCUCUGCCCAGAGGUAGCAAUAUGGAGGAAAUGACUCCAAAUAUGUCAACCAAUCUGAAGGUAAUUGUCUGGAGCAAGUAUGUUAUGUUUUGUAACACUCCAUCAAGAGUAUUAUUGAAAUGAUUUCCCUCUGCUUUGAAAGCAUGUGUCAGCAGUUCUUUGCAGAGGUAAAAACAACUUUUAAGAUGUUUAACUUUUUUUCUGAUUGAUGGAAGUCAAACUAGGAAAUGUUCCUUUAAAGACUAACAGUGUAAUCCUAAGAAGAGUUUCUCCUGUCUGAGCACAUUUAUUGGAAUGGGCUUAGACUCGGGUAACUCUUCUUAGGAUUGCACUGUAAAUUGGGUUUGUUAGUGUAUUCAGAGCACUGAUCCAUGAACUGUGUAUGUGACAUUGUGUUACUCAUGACUACCUCUUGUUUAAUGGAUCACUGAUAACUUAGCAAUGGUAUGUAGUUGCACACCAUUGUGUGGAACUGGGCCCAACCCAUGUUACAUUGUUGAGUGACUCACUCAGAAAAGAUGUUUGAGCAACAGAACAUAGAAGAUCUAUGGAAGAACUAUUAAUAGGAUGGUUACAUUAAAAAUGUUUUCCUCUGUUCUUAAGUUCAUCAGAAUCCACCGGAAAACCAAAUGAUACUUAUUUCUCAUUUGUAACUGGUCAAUUAAUUAUACAGGAGAUCUCUUUUUUUAAAAAAACAUAGCCCGGUCUAAUUUGAUCAUACCACUUAUACCAAACUGUGUGCCAUUUUGUGAUAUUUUGUUCAUUGUACAGAUUUUUUUUUUAAAAGACCAGAACCUUUUUCUAAGGCGUGUGACUAGAUCCGGUGCUAGAGAUCCUGAUCAUAUCUCUAGCAGUCUGUAUUGUUCUUUUUUUAAAAAAAGCUUCAAGGAAGCAAUUUGGGUGGUGCUGGGACCCUGGGUGUGUGGGAGGGUAGUCUUUCUCCCCUGUGCUGUUUCCCUGAUAGCUGUUCUAAGAGGGCCCAAUUUCUGUUAGUUUAAAGCUUCUGGGGCUAACAGCACUCAAGGUGCAGGGUGGAUGCCUAGUCCUUGCCCACCACAGUUCUGAUUCAAACCAGGGCCUGUAGUAGCUGCCUUUAAGGAGAAUAAAGACCUCUGGUGAUCCAAUUACAGAUCUUCUCAGUGUCUAUAUAGUUGCACCCUCAGUCUACCCUGAGCUCCAGGAACACAGCACUUGCUCUGUUUGACUUUCUGUGUUCAACCUUUAUCAAUAAAGUGGAGCUUUAAAAAAAAACCCAAACAAUGUUUUUUGUUGAUGCAUUUUCUAAGUUGUCUAGAACAUAUCACUGUAUAUUCUAGUGUGUGGGACUCGAAAGUUGGGUCUAUUUAAAUUCUUCAGCUUGAGAAUCCUCAAGGACAAGUUGGUUCCUUGAAGGUUCCCUCAGAGGCAACAUUGCUCAGUGACAGAAUAUCUCCUUGGUGUGCAGAAGGUCCCAGGAUUCAUCCCUGGCAUCUCCAGAUAAAACAAUUGGGUAGUAGAUGAUGCAAAAUAUCUAAAUAUGAGACCCCAGAGAGCUGCUACCAGUCUAAUCAAUCAGCACUGACCCUGAUCGACCAGUGUUCUGAGCUAGUACAAGGCAGCAUCGUAUGACUUUAUGAUGAAAAGCAGUAUCUCUCUUCCUUCUAGAGCAGAACUUAAUACUUGUGUAUUUUUGAACCACUUGCCCUCAGCCCUGCCUGUUGACUUAUUACUAUCUGUAGCUUCAAGAACAAGCUUUAUAUUCAACCUGUAAGCUAAAGUCAAGUAGGAGAGACAUUAAGACUAGAUAUAUGGUAUUAGGGGCAUGGAUUAAUAAGGAUGGUGGCUAGUCAUAUUAGUUUUUGUGUGGAUAUGCGCUUGCACGUAUCGGAGUACAUAAUACCUUUCCAUGAGCUUAAAAAAACAGACCAAUCCCUACCCUCAAGGAGUUUACAAUCUAAAUGACCUUUUAUUUCUUUGUUUUUCAUCUGUUCUGGGAGAUUAAAGCAUAAAGGAGCUGACAUACCACCUUUCACACCAUGUGGGUAGAGAAAACGAAUCUAAGCUUUUUUCACCUUGCUCAAUGGAUAUUAUCUUAUUUAGGGAAUUUAUAUUGCCUCUCUAGAGUAGAGCUUCUUUGGCCUCUUUACCCCCCCCCCCCACACACACAUGCACUGGCAUACAGGAGGAAUUAUACCCACCUGGCACCUGGCACAGUUUGCUCUGAAAGUAUAUUCCUUAUGGUCUGAUGGGUUUCCUAAGUGUGCUUUCCUCAGCUAAAAAACUGCUAUGCUGCCAUUUUAGAAAGGGACUGAAAAACUUCUAGCUUCUGUCAAAGGCAGAACGACAAGAACCCAUCAGUCCCCACAGUUAUGUAUGGGACUGAUAUGUUGGUGUGAGUCCUGCCCGCAGUAUCCUCAUAUGGUGAAACACCCAUGUAAGGUUUUUCACUCCAGCCCUAUGAGGAAACUAAAUCAGCACAAAUGUUAUGGACAGCCAGUGUUCUUGAUCAAAGGCAGGGGCAACUAUUGGGCCUGGUGGCAAUAUAGUCAUGAAAAAUGGAAGUUGAAGCACUUCUUCUGAAGACAGCAAAGGUGAUGAGUUUCUGUUUCUGACAGUCUCCUACUACCCUUUGAUAGAAUAGCUAGCUGAAGAGUGGGCUGGUGCCAGAAUGCUGCCAGGCAGGCUUAUCAGGAAUAUCUGUACUGUCUGUCUGCCCAGUCCUGUUUUCCUGCUCUUGCAAUUUUCUCAUUCCAGUUUUUACUACCAUUCGUGACUCCUGUCCACUUCCCCACCUACUGUGACUGAAGAUUCCACUGUAGGGUGGGUAAAGAUCAGAACAGCAGAUGCAGAAUGGGAGAGACAGUAAAAGAUGCACAGACUGCAUGCUUUGUCUAGAGUUUCAUGAAGGUCCUCCUCCUUGUUUUAAGGUUGCUAUCUCUAGACAGUUUUUAAGACAAUAGUUAGCUUCAAAACAGCUAAAGGGCCCAGUGACAUGAUCCUUCAUGAAUAUAAACUGUGAUGUUGGACCACUCCUAGAGAUAAUUGACCAAGAUCCUAGGGUCCCUCCUUUGCAGACAUAGAGACGUCAACAUGCUCACAAUGCUUCAUUGGUUCCGUAAUCACAUUUUCCUCCAUGGGAAUUCCUCUGACUUGGCUGUCUGUGUUUUCUAAAGACUCUGUGAGAAAGAUACUCAAGUCUACUUACAGAUGCUUUCUUGAAGAGCCAUAUAGAUUUCAAUGGAUGUCCUGCUUUCCACAUUUGGGUCUGAAAAUAAUUCCCAACUCCUUCCCACAUGUCUGUACAGAAACCAAUGAAAUAUAUCUAUUGUCCUGUGCCUCAGGCAAUUGCUGGUCCUAGGUAUUGUGCCCUAAGGAAAAUGUUCAGCAUUGUUGUCUUUGAAAGGAUCGUGGAACAUGCACUGUUUUAAAAAAGUCCCUGAGACCUGCUCAUUUAUCAAGCCUUUAUUGUCUUACUCUGACUCAUUGGCUCUUCUCUUCCUCCAAUCUGUCUGCUGGAAAUUCCAGGAGUAUAAUCUGGGCCCUUUGAGUAUGCAGAACACAUGUUCUACCUCUGAGGUAUGGCCACCUUCAGUCACAGUGAAUUAAUGCUUUACAUCAUUUGUUUGUUCUCGAACCAUGUAUUUUUUUUUCUUUGAGUCUGAAUGUUGGAUUAAGCAGGAAUAACUGGGUAUAUAUGAGCAGUGCUUCAUUGUUACCCUUCCUCUCCUUCCCACUGGGCAUUUCUAUGACCUCUUAAAAGCAAGAAAAGCACUCUAUGUAUGCAUUAGCAGGCACAAAAAUGAGUAGUGACUUUGCUUCCAGAAAUGUAUCAGCCAGCUGGUUCAUUGAAUAUCUAUAUGUGCACAUUUGUUUUGAAAGAUACUAAGCACUAAGGGAUCUGGGAACUGAGCUAGUUUGAUAAUGAGCAAUUCCUUAGUGCUCAGUAUCACCUGAUGAUAUAGUUUCCAAGAUUCCCAGGAUCAGUGCUGCUAAGACAAGGCAAGUCAGAAUUGAAUUAUACUUGCCUCAUGUUGGUGCAGCAGCAUGGCACAUGGCAAGGUAGCCAGGUCCCCUUACCUGUAAACCAUAGCGGGGAGGGGAGGCCACAGAACACACGUGCCAUUUUGAUGUGGCUCAGGCCAGCUUCUUCCCAUCUCUUCCUGCUGGCCAGGUGAGUGGUGUAGGGGUGGCGGCUGGGAGUGGGGGACCCCAGCCCCCAGUAGGGGGCUGACAACUCUGGCACAUGGCAGUUAUAAAUGGUUUUGUUUCCUUAGGAAUCUCAAGCAGCCCCUUUUCGGUUAUCCACAUAAUUUAUUCAACAGCUUCGACUGGGUUCUCGGGCUUCCUGUGUAUCACGUUUGCCUUCUUUCUUUCAUCUUGGUUGCAUUGUUGCAUGGCUUCCAAUGCUUGACUGAAGAAACUCUUUCCAUUUGUGCAAAGCAACUGGCACAAUAAGGCAGUCAGGGCUUUUUUUCUGGGAAAAGAGGUGGUGGAACUCAGUGGGUUGCCCUUGGCGAAUAUGGUCACAUGGUGGCGCAGAGGGCAAUCUAAACUCCCCUCUGUCUGGAGAUCCGGGGGCGGGGCCACCAGCCAUGUGACCAUUUUCAAGAGGUUCCGGAACUCCGUUCCACCGCAUUCCAGCUGAAAAAAAGCCCUGAAGGUAGUUAAUAAGCAGGUGAUAAUUACCUCUAGCUAUAUUCUGAAUGUGGCCCUGGAGAGCAGAUAAAAAAAAAUCCUCACAAUGUGGCCGGGAAGAGAAAAAGAUGUUUCCACAAAGGUGGGGGAAACGUCGAUUUGCAGAACAAUGUCAAAUAUUUGAAGAAUAAAGGAAAGAGAAGCAUUUAAAACUUAAAUUGCCAUUGUGGAAGCCAUUUUGGGUAUGCAAACUGUCUGUAGUUGUCUAGGUUAUCCAAAUGACUACUGCAGUUUACCUAAGGUGAGUUGGGAGAAAAGAAGAGUGUGCGGGCAGGAAAGACAAGAAGAAAAACUGCAGAGAGGAAGAAAAACCAGAUCUGAGAAAAUGAUAUCAAGUUUGUACUUCAGAGAGACAUCAGCUAUCAACAUCCUGAGAAUACAGGAGCGUCUUGUUCUGUUUAUGGAUAUGCCCAAAGCUGCAUGUAUUUGUGCUAAAUAUCUAAUCUUUAAAUGCUGCACCAAGAACAGCUAAAUUCAACUAUCUGUACAAACUUGACAUAAGUCUGCAUCCAUACAUGUGUUUUCUUCUAUGUGCUAGCAGCAUCGCAGCUCACGCGCAGUGCUAUGUAUGUCCUGUACCGCAGCAGUCUGCCACAUUCCAA
Molecule: messenger RNA, 6598 nt
Organism: Eublepharis macularius
Lineage: Eukaryota; Metazoa; Chordata; Lepidosauria; Squamata; Eublepharidae
Gene: UPK1B
Product: uroplakin 1B
Exons: 8
Coding region: 261-1043 (260 amino acids)
Cellular component (GO): membrane
Source: RefSeq, a predicted model, not a curated record